Messenger RNA from Salvia hispanica, 1189 nucleotides. Its product is annotated as glutathione S-transferase U17-like. NCBI's taxonomy places the organism in Eukaryota, Viridiplantae, Streptophyta, Magnoliopsida, Lamiales, Lamiaceae. The record is from RefSeq and is a predicted model, not a curated record. Gene Ontology annotation, cellular component: cytoplasm. Gene Ontology annotation, biological process: glutathione metabolic process. Gene Ontology annotation, molecular function: glutathione transferase activity.
AUAAUUUGUCAUUCUUGAUAAGAUCCAAUCUUGGGAUUCCCAAUAGCAGUCUCUACCACAUGCUCAUAAAAAUGGCUUCACCAUAAAUAUUUAGUUUUGAAUGAAAAGAAAAGUCUACCAGAAAUUACUAGUUCAAAGUGUGGAGCUGAAUGCUUCUUUUCUCCAUCCCCAUAUUUAUUUUAGAGAGGUGAAAAGAGAUAACUUGAUUACUUCCAAGUCAAACAAAUUGCUCAGAGUUUCACUUCAUCCAUGGCAAACAAAGGUGUGAAGCUCUUAGGAGCAGGUCAGAGUCCAUUUGUGAACAGGGUUGUCUUGGCGCUCGAGAUGAAAUCCGUUGACUAUGAGUUAGUCGAAAUGAACCGACAUGAAAAACCUGAGCUCCUUCUCAAAAGCAAUCCUAUUCACAAGAAAAUCCCAGUGCUCAUUCAUGGUGAUAGCUCAAUCUGUGAGUCUCUCAUCAUUAUUCAAUAUAUUGAUGAUGCAUGGUCUCAUGCCCCUUCCAUUCUUCCUACCGAUCCCUAUGACCGUGCCACAGCUCGAUUCUGGGCUACUUUUGUUGAUGACAAGUUGGUUCCAUUACUCGGACAAAUUUGGGGGGGCGAAGGAGAGGAGGCUAACGCGUUGGCUUUUGAAAAAGCAAUGGAAGCAUUUGUGUUGUUGGAGGAGGCAUUCAUCAGCUGCAGCAAAGGCAAAGCUUUCUUUGGUGGAGAUGAUGUAGGUUACCUUGAUAUCGCACUAGGGAGUUUUAUUGGAUCUAUAAGGGUGAUUGAGAUGAUGAAUGGUAGUACUAAAAUCCUCAACGAAGCCAAAACUCCUCGUCUGGCCGGAUGGGCCGAGAGGCUUUACUCUGACAGCCUUGUUAAGGAUGUUAUGCUUGAUCCUCAUGAACUUCUAGAAGCUCACACGAAGAUUCAGGCCAUGUCAAAAGCUGCUUCUCAUUGAAAAUAUUCUUCUCAUUUUCUGUUUUUGUGUUUUACUAUCAAUGUUGUUAUUUUGGAAAGAUUAUUUUAUCUUUCUUUCUUAUCAUAAUAGUAUCUUUUUUCUAGUGAAUUUGUUUAUAGUUGUUGUGACAAAAUAGAGCAAUUGUGUAAUCGAGACAAACAGAAACGUAAAGAGACAAAGAUUUACGUGGUUCACCAACGUUGUGUUGGCUACGUCCAUGGACAGGAAAUGAGAACAGAUUGUAUUA